UCUGCAUAUCCUUUCAUAUUUUGUUGCCCGUCUCUCUGGGUCGCCUCCACCUUUGUAGUUUGUAAACAGUAUUGCUGUAGGCAGUUGGUACUCACACAAGUAGCAUCUUUACAGUGCUUGGAACCCUGCCUCUUCUCUCCCCCAGCCUCCUCUCCUGCAUGUAUUGUUACUGUAGCUGAGUCAGCCAUCCAGUAUAAAGAUAAUUUUUACCCCCGACCCCCUUUGCUCUUCUUCCUUGGCUGGGCAAAGUCCCAGCCAGGUUUAUUUUAUAAACCAUUCAAAGCUCAUUUAACAAGCCACAGCACCCAGCAAGCCGCCUUUCCACCUGAGUCCCUGCUGGAAAGCACCGGGAAGAGGCGUAACAGGGUAGGCAUGGAUGAGGAUAAAAGCAACAGAGACUCCAUCCAGAUGAGUAUGAAGGGAUGUCGAACGAAUAAUGGGUUUGUUCAGAAUGAAGACAUCUCAGAGCAGGACCCAGCAGGCUCCAGGGACACCUCACAGCCCGACGCCGUGAGUAUCCCUGCUCCAGAGGAGUCCCACCCCAAGGCCUUGCGGCCCUAUGCGGGGAUGCCUAAGGAGGUGCUGUUCCAGUUCUCCGGCCAGGCUCGCUACCGAGUGCCCCGGGAGAUCCUCUUCUGGCUCACCGUGGUUUCCGUGUUCCUGCUCAUUGGGGCCACCAUAGCCAUCAUCGCCAUCUCUCCAAAAUCUGACUGGUGGCAGGCAGGUCCCAUGUACCAGAUCUACCCGAGAUCUUUUAAGGACAGCGACAAUGAUGGGAAUGGAGACCUGAAAGGUAUCCAAGAGAAGCUGGACUAUAUCGCCUCUUUAAACAUAAAACCAUUUGGGUCUCUUCCUUUCUACAAAUCAUCUUUGAAAGAUUUCAGAUAUGGCCAUUGAGGACUUCAAGAGAUUGACCCUAUUUUUGGAAAUGAAGAUUUUGAGGAUCUGGUCGCGGCCAUAAUGACAAAGGCUUAAAGCUUAAUAAUCGAUUUCAUACCAAACCAUACCAGUGACCAACAUCCUUGGUUCACGAGUAGGAACCAGAGUGGGAAGUACACUGAUUACUACAUCUGGCAGAACUGCACUCAUGAAAAUGGUGUACCCAAUCCUCCCAACAACUGGCUGAGCGUCUAUGGGAACUCCAGUUGGCACUUUGACGACGUACGAAAGCAAUGUUAUUACCACCAGUUUUUGAAAGAGCAACCUGAUUUAAAUUUCCGAAAUCCUGCUGUUCAAGAAGAAAUAAAGGAAAUAAUACAGUUUUGGCUAUCGAAGGGUGUUGAUGGCUUUAGUUUUGAUGCGGUUAAAUUUCUUCUGGAAGCGAAGGACCUGAGAAAUGAAAUCCAAGUAAAUACAUCCCAAAUUCCGGACACUGUCACCCACUACUCGGAGCUUUACCACGACUUCACCACUACUCAGGUGGGGAUGCAUGACAUUGUCCGGGACUUCCGACAGGUCAUGGACCAGUACAGCAGGGAGCCUGGCAGAUACCGGUUCAUGGGGACCGAAGCCUCAGCAGAGAGCAUCGAGAGGACCAUGAUGUACUAUGGCUUACCAUUCAUCCAGGAAGCUGAUUUUCCUUUCAACAAUUACCUCACCACACUGGACAGUCUUUCUGGUCACACUGUAUAUGAAGUUAUCACAUCCUGGAUGGAAAACAUGCCAGAAGGAAAAUGGCCCAACUGGAUGACAGGUGGACCAGAGACUACCCGGCUGACCUCUCGCUUGGGGAAUGAGUACAUCAACUCUAUGAAUAUGCUUCUUUUCACACUCCCAGGAACACCCAUAACUUACUAUGGAGAGGAAAUAGGGAUGAGAGACAUUUCCGUUACAGAUUUCAAUGGAAGCUACGACACUAAUACCUUUCUGUCAAAGUCACCAAUGCAAUGGGACAAUAGCUCAAAUGCUGGGUUUUCUGAAGGCAAUCACACCUGGCUACCCACAAACCCUGAUUACCGAGCUGUGAAUGUGGAAGUCCAAAAGACCCAGUCGAGUUCAGUGUUGAAGAUGUAUCAGGAUUUAAGUCUACUGCGCGCUGCAGAGCUAGUUCUCAGCAGGGGCUGGUUCUGCCUUUUGAAGGAUGACAGCCACUCUGUUGUGUACACAAGAGAACUCGAUGGCGUAGAUAAAGUCUUCAUUGUGGUUCUGAAUUUUGGAGAAUCAUCAACUCUGCUAAAUCUACAGGAAGUCAUUUCAGAUCUUCCUAUGAAAUUGAAAAUAAAAUUAAGUACCAAUUCAUCCUCCAAAGGCAGUGACGUUGACACACGUGCCAUCUCUCUGGAGAAGGGAGAAGGACUCAUCUUGGAGUACAGCAUGAAGACUCUCCUCCACCACCAAGAAGCUUUCAGAGACAGAUGCUUUGUUUCCAAUCGUGCGUGCUAUUCCAGCUUCUUGGACAUUCUGCACAACCUCUGUUAGGAGUCUCCACGUAGGAGAUGGCGGCUCUGUGCCCAGCAUGUCUUAGCAUUUUAUGUACAGCAUGCUGCUGACAAAGCUGCAGGAAUGGCCGGCAACUCUUAAAUUUCUGUAGCAUGAGUGCAAUUGUUUUAGGGAGAUUCUUGAAUGUUUGAAAGAAAAAUAAAGUGUUUAAAAGAUUAUUCCAAAAUUCUAAAGCAUUUAAAUAUGAAGAAUGCUAUUAAAGUGGAGCUGUGGGAAUUGCAAGCUGACUCACUGACACAGUGUCUAGAAAUAUUAACAAGCAAAGAGAACUCUGACUUGUAAACUGGCCAAAGAAAGUUCUAUUAAUAGGCACAAAGCUCUUCUGAUUGAAAUGGAGGCCUGGCGUUCUCCUGCCCAGU
Molecule: messenger RNA, 2798 nt
Organism: Arvicola amphibius (Eurasian water vole)
Lineage: Eukaryota; Metazoa; Chordata; Mammalia; Rodentia; Cricetidae
Gene: Slc3a1
Product: solute carrier family 3 member 1
Biological process (GO): amino acid transport; carbohydrate metabolic process
Source: RefSeq, a predicted model, not a curated record